GCAGGCAAGGACAAUAAACCCCAUCUGCCAUCUGGGGUUUAUAGCCACUCUACAUGCUUCCAAACCAGUUAGAUAAUUAUAGGUCCAUAUAUAUAGUCUAGAUGUUUCAGGGUGUACAUAUUUGUAUACACAUCUAGUAGCAUGUAGGCUGUUUAUUUGCAUCGGCUGCAGUACACGUCCAAAACAGACGUGACUGAAUUUUAAGGGCGUCCCCGUGUUCCGUGUUUUACUGCUAACGUUAAUUCCUCAGAUAUUUGUCCCAGAGCCUAUAAACUGCGUAAAGUCUGUACUUUCCAUUCCCGAGGAAGAGGAAGAGAUAAUGGUGGCGACCAACGCAUUAGGGAAACAAAUCACGUAGGUCCCUCAGUUUGUGAAAGUGAUGUAACUUUGCAGACGCUCCCUAAGCACAUGGGCGCUCCCCUUGUUCCUUGGUGCUGAUGCAGCCAGCCAGAAGCGUCUAACCGGACAUCGCCUGCACUGCAUGACACACUGAGAAGCGAUGCUUUGACAGUCUGCAGGCUUACUGAGACCCAGACUAUUGCCAUGGCGGUGUAUUCCAAUUCCUUGGGGACGGCGAGUCCUGCGUUUGAGCCAUGGUCCACAGCGUCAGUGGAUCAGGAUGUCCUGCAUUUCCUGGGCUCUGUGGCUGAGGAGAAUAGCACUGCAGAGAGAUGUUACCUCUCACACUCUCGCAGCAGUGUGCUUCAGGGGCUGCCCUUCGGUGGAGUGCCCACUGUCCUCGCUAUCAACCUCGUCCUCUGGCUGUUCCUCUUGCUGGUGUUCUCCUGUGUGAGGAAGGCUGCAUGGGAUUACGGGCGUCUGGCUCUGCUCAUGGAGAAUGACAGCCUAACGUCGCUUUUCUAUGGAGAGCAAAGUGAGAAAGAAAAGUCUCCUUCUGAAACCAGUCCCUCAGACUCUGAGACCAAAGAUAUGGGCUUCUGCUCCUGGCUCACAUCUCUGUACCACAUGAAGGACGAAGAGAUCCGUAGUAAGUGUGGCAUUGAUGCAGUUACAUACCUGGCAUUUCAGCGCCACAUCAUCCUUCUCAUGGCUGUAGUGUGUCUGCUCUCGCUGAGUGUUAUCCUGCCUGUCAACCUCUCUGGGAGCCUCCUGGAGGACAGCUCUAAGAAUUUUGGUCGGACAACUGUGGCUAACAUAGCAGCACAGAACAGUUUUUUGUGGAUACACAGCAUCUUUGCACUACUGUACUUUGUAAUUACUGUACUCUGUAUGGUCCACCACUCCUCACAGUUGGAAUACAAAGAGGAUGAGAAGGUGGCCAGAACUUUAAUGAUCACCAACAUUCCCAGAGAGAUUUCUGACCCCGGCCUGAUUACCAAACACCUCCAUGAAGCUUACCCGAGCUGUACAGUCACGGACAUCUGCUUCUGUUUCAACGUACAAAAGUUAAUGAAGCUGGACUGUGAGAGGCGGAAAGCAAUGAAGGGGAGGAUGUAUUUCACUACCAAAUCACAGAAGGAAGGGAGGAUCAUGAUAAAGACACAUCCCUGUGCUCAGAUCUUCUGCUGUGAUUUAUGUGGCUUUGAACAGAUCGAUGCAGAGCAGUAUUACAGUGAAUUGGAGGAGAAGCUUACAGAUGAGUUUAAUGCAGAAAAGAAUCGCAUUACCAUGAAGAGAUUGGGCAUCGCCUUUGUCACUUUCAGAGACGAGAGGAUGACUGCAGUCAUUGUGAAGGACUAUAGGAGGGCACGUUGCCAUCGGAAACCGCAGCAGUCCAGCAUCACUACAGUUGUGCAUUCACACCAGUGGGGUGUCCGCUAUGCCCCUGCCCCCAACGACAUCAUCUGGGAGAACCUGUCAGUGAGUGGCUCUCGCUGGUGGCUUCGAUGUGUCUUGCUUAAUAUCCUGCUCUUCCUCCUGCUGUUCUUCCUCACCACUCCUGCCAUUAUUGUCAACACUAUGGACAAGUUCAAUGUCACUCGGCCUGUGGAAAGCCUCCGGAAUCCGGUUAUCACCCAGUUCUUCCCCACUUUGCUCCUAUGGGCUUUCUCCGUUCUGCUCCCCUUCAUUGUGUAUUAUUCCGCCUUCUUUGAGUAUCACUGGACCAGGUCCACUGAGAAUCAGAUCACCAUGCACAAGUGCUUUCUACUGCUGGUCUUUAUGGUCAUCAUUCUGCCUUCUCUUGGUCUGUCCAGUUUGGAUUUUUUCUUCAGGUGGCUCUUUGACACUCACUUCCUGGAUCAGAAAGAUGUAAAGUUCCAGUGUGUGUUCCUGCCUGAUAAUGGAGCUUUCUUUGUGAAUUACGUCAUCACAUCAAGUCUGAUUGGCACGGCAAUGGAGCUGCUGCGGAUUCCCUCACUCCUGGUUUAUUCGCUGCGUCUUUGUUUUGCAAAAUCCAAAGCUGAGCGCAUCCAUGUUAAACGAAGUCAGGCCUACGAGUUCCAGUUUGGGUUAGAGUAUGCCUGGACUAUGUGCAUAUUCUCUGUUAGUAUGACCUAUAGCAUUACCUGCCCCAUCAUCGUACCCUUUGGGCUGUUGUAUCUGAUUCUGAAGCACAUGGUUGACCGCUAUAACAUCUACUAUGCCUACAUUCCCACCAAGCUGAGUCAGCACAUCCACUCAGCUGCUAUCAGGCAGGUGCUUGUGGCACCAAUUCUCUGCAUGUUCUGGCUCCUCUUCUUCUCUGUGCUGCGACUCGGGCCAAUGCGACCCAUCACUCUUUUCACAUUCGUCUCUGUACUAUUGUGUAUCAUCUUCUCCAUCUUUGGAAUCUGUCUGAAAAAACUACAGCCAGACAGAUCAACAAGCUAUCAGAUGUCUGAUACAACCACAGAAGGAGCCUACAGUGAUAUGGAGAGAAGCACUGCAUCCACCGCGACUACUGCUAAUCUUUUCAUAGCAUCAGUCUUAUUGGAACCGGAGCUGGGUCUGACACCCAUGCCCUCUCCUGCCCACCAGAGUUAUGGCACCAUGGGCAACUGCCAGGCCUCGGUGCACGAGGAAGAGGGGGCAACUGGGAAAGAUGUGGAGGAGACAGUUGAGACGGAGCUUGAGGACACACCAGGGCCCGUCUGCUCCAGCUCUCUGAUGGACAGCCCAGUGGACUACCAGUGACACCCACUCACCUCUACCAGCAAAAUAAAAAGCCCCCUGCCUCACCUUAACCUGAGGCUGUUACUGAGGCACAAUGCUGCAUUUUUUUUCCCUUCGAUUUCCCUUUAUUUCUUUCAAACCAUUUCAGGAGUGGAUCUGGCACAAUGUGUGGCCACUCAGUCUGUCUGUCUUUCUUUCGCAAUCUUUCUUGCUCUAUAGCCUUCUGUCUUCUUCUGUUCUCUUCUGUUUUUCUUGGGCCUUUCUUGAGGCUGAUGGCGUCUGGCACCAUUGCUGACGGAAGUAUGGAAAACUGGACCCUGUGCUUUGGAGGAGCUUUUCCUUGGCUCUGCUGAUUUCUAAGGUCAUGUCCUCACUAGUGUUUUUCUGUGCUUGUUCUAUGUGGCUCCCAAAAACUUGACCCGGUGCACUUCUGUUUAGGCAGGAUGUCAGUAAAAUUGGACAUGGGAAGGAAUAUAUUUGUACUUGUUGCUAGUUGCUUAUCACUCAUCUUGAUUUUAAAAUUAUAAUACAAGGCUGUUUUUACUUGCUGUUAGGGGUUUAUCUAAAGGUGUAUAGUAUCACUUUUCUUUGAAGAAAUGUUGUGCUUUAUUAUUAUUAUUAUUAUUAUUAUUAUUAUUAUUAUUAUUUGGGACAUUUAACUGUGUAAUUUGGAGGUUUUAUAAGCAUUUAAUGUUUUUGUCUUUAUCUUUUAUUGCAUCAAGAGUGCAGAAACCAUCUCCAUCGAUCUUUAACCUGCCUACUACAGCUGUUUUUAUUUCCUUAACUGCAUAGUCAUGUUUGUAGUCCAAAAUGGAACAAAAGCCACAAUUAUCCCUGCAGUGUAAAUUAAUGUAUUUAGCUAGGAUAGGAGAAACACAGAGAAUCAGUUGGAUUAAAUUACAAAAGGAGUGAAUUCUAUCAGCAUUUGAUUAAUUAGACAUGACCUUUAAAGUAAGCUUGAAGAGUGAAAAAAAACAUUAUCAGACAGACAAUGAUAUUAAUAUUGCAUUCACGCAUCAGGGCCCAGGGUCUUCAAAACUGCAUGUCGUCCUAAAAACUACCUUCCUUACACAUGAUCUGUUCAGUCUGCAGCACUCUCAAUCUGGUGAAGUGUUGCCCCAGCUACUAUAACACUCUAAUGCUCUUUGUAAGUUUUGUACUAUGCUCUUUGCUGCUAGUGGUUAUAUGACUGGUUGGGAAAGGGGUGGGAGGGUUUUCUUGCCAAAUUGAAUGCAAACGAAUGUUUGUUUUGUGCUCUCUUGCUGUGCCUUGAAGAGAGAUUUGAAAAACAAAGUCUUUUUUUAAAUGUCUGACAAUCCAGCAUGGCCUGUGAUAUGCUGCAUGGACUGGUGACAACAGAGCAGGAGAUUACAAAGUGCCAAAAUGUCCAGUACGUACUUCAUUUACACACUUGCAUACACAGUGAUUGCCUUAGCACUUAAGAAGGAAAUCAUAAAUUCUGUCAUAAAGCACAACAUCCAUCUUCACAUCCACAUUCAUCUAGUUUUCUUCCUUUCUGCAGUCCUAUUUAGAUAAACAAUACACCACCCUGAGAGAUGCAGACUGAAUAUUAAUUUGAUUUAUUUGAUAAAUGUGUGCUGACUGUGUUUACUAGCAUCCAGUGUGUAGAAUUUGUUUUGUUCACCCAGUGGAGGUUUGUGGGUUGUGAGGUUUCUAUGUAUGACAGGGAGCACAUUGCAGGCUGAGCUGCUGUACCGUAUUCCACUGUACCGUAUCUCACUGCACUAUAGCAGAAGACAAUAAAAUAAAACUGCAAACAACA
Pangasianodon hypophthalmus (striped catfish) is the source of this 4837-nucleotide messenger RNA. It is a transcript of the gene tmem63c, whose product is annotated as transmembrane protein 63C. The coding region runs from base 544 to 3075 and encodes 843 amino acids. Gene Ontology annotation, cellular component: plasma membrane. Gene Ontology annotation, molecular function: calcium-activated cation channel activity. NCBI's taxonomy places the organism in Eukaryota, Metazoa, Chordata, Actinopteri, Siluriformes, Pangasiidae. The transcript is spliced from 23 exons. The record is from RefSeq and is a predicted model, not a curated record.